Messenger RNA from Didymodactylos carnosus, 1233 nucleotides. NCBI's taxonomy places the organism in Eukaryota, Metazoa, Rotifera, Eurotatoria, Philodinida, Philodinidae. The record is from the annotation of a GenBank genome assembly.
UGUGUGUCUACUAACUUUUCUAAAAUGUAACAAAGUUUUACUUUGAUUCCAUUUACUUGAAGGUUGAUAAUACAAUAAAUUAAAAAAAUGUUUUAACAUUUCGCUUUGUCAAUAUUUUGUUCUGACCGAUAUAUCAAAUAAUAAGAGACUAACUAAGAGAAUAACUGAAGAGCUAUAGGACUUUUAUUCCCACAAAUUAUUUUAGACAUUCAUAUGCAUAUCUGGUUCAAUGGUAUCUGUAUUUAAAAAAUUGGUGCUUGUACUUGUACUCGUCUCAUACUCUAAGGCUCGGUACUCAUACUCGACUCGUACUUGAGAAAUCCCGUACUUGCCCAACUCUGAUUCUGUGGCUAAAGAGAUGUGCUUGAAACAUUAUAUUGUCUUGUUUUUCUUUCUCUCUUUCUUAAAGGCGACGAAAACAACAAACACUGUUGCAGUACCGGUCAUCAACUUCGUGCUUUUGCCGGUAUUAAAUUUGAAAUAACAAAUGAAGCGAGCCUUUAUCAAUGUACUGAAAUUGAAGAUCACAGUUUUAUUGUCGUUAAAGGAAUUAGAAGGAAAUGGUCUGAAGUGAAAAAUGACUAUCAACAGUGGGACUUUAAUGUUCUGACAACUACUGAUGAAUCAGUUAGAUUAAAAAGUAAAGUUCUCUAUGUUUGGUCAAAAGUUGGAAAGAAAUUCUGUGACACGCAUGAAAUGGUCUUUGUUCAAAAUAAUACACCACGUCCACCUCCUGCUUUCUAUCAUUAUAUUCUUCUGCUGGAUAAUAGUGGCUCAAUGCAACAAGAAGAUCGUUGGCCAAAUCUAAUGGCCGGUGUUAAUACAUUGGUACACGCUCGUGCAAGUGUUGGUUCUUCUGAUCGGAUAACAAUUAUAUCGGUUACAAGUCGAGCUAAACUCUUCUGUUCAAAUGAAAUAAUGAACAAUGUUGAUACAACAAAAAUUCAAAAACCAAAUGGAGGUACAGAUUAUGGUCCUGCUCUUGACUUAGUAAUUAAGACGAUGGCAGCGAACACUCCUUUACCUGCAACAACAACAACUUCACAAGCAACCGAAAGCAGAACAACGAUGACCAGAACAACCACCAUAAAGCUUCCUUUUAUUAUUGUGCUAAUGAGUGACGGAGAAGCACCAUAUCCAAACAGCCAGCUUAUUCGUCUACUAACAAUGAAAGAUCAAAUAGCUGAAUUUUGGACUGUUGCCUUAGGUAAAGAACAUAUCCCGAUACUUUAA